GCUUCGUCGGGUUGUUUUGUUUUCCCAGCAGCAACUAGUGGGGACGUGCGGGGUGGCGUACGCGGCGGCACCUCAGGCUCCGGAGCCCCGGCAGCAGCGGGUCGGGCCGGACGAACCUGAGUCAGGAGUAAGAGCGAGCGGCGGAGGAGCUCCAGUUGUGUGUGAAGUGACCUGAGAAGAUGUCAGGCUUUCUAGAAGGCAUGAGAUGCUCGGAAUGCGUUGACUGGGGGGAGAAGCGCAACACUAUCGCAUCCAUCGCUGCGGGGGUGCUGUUUUUUACAGGAUGGUGGAUUAUUAUAGACGCUGCGGUGAUGUAUCCCAGAAUGGAAGACUUCAAUCACUCCUAUCAUGCUUGCGGUGUGAUAGCAACCAUUGCCUUCCUCAUGAUCAAUGCAGUAUCCAAUGGACAAGUCCGAGGCGAUAGUUACAGUGAAGGUUGUCUUGGUCAAACAGGUGCCCGCAUCUGGCUCUUCAUUGGUUUCAUGUUGGCCUUUGGCUCGCUGAUCGCCUCCAUGUGGAUCCUCUUUGGAGGUUAUGUGGCAAAAGAUAAAAACGUAGUAUAUCCUGGGAUCGCUGUGUUUUUUCAGAAUGCCUUCAUCUUCUUUGGAGGGCUGGUUUUUAAGUUUGGCCGCACCGAAGACCUAUGGCAGUGAGGUGGUUUCCCGAGCACACAGCCCUGCGCCGAGGUUUUUACUGCCAUGCCCAGUCUUUUUGUAAUGCCGUUUUGUAAACUUCUGUCUAUUCUCAGCUUCCAGUUGCAUUAAUACUGAAAUCAUGAGAAUUCUGUAUUCCACAAACUCUAUUAUGGUAUACACUUGAUUAACUUAUAACAUGUUAAAGGCAAAUGUUCCACAUGAGUAAUUUUUGUCAUGUUUUAUCAUGGCAUAAUUUGUAAAAAAUAAAAGUCAGUGACAGAAGAAA
This is a messenger RNA of Ochotona curzoniae (black-lipped pika), 921 nucleotides long. RefSeq names its product transmembrane protein 50A (gene TMEM50A). The transcript has 7 exons. The record is from RefSeq and is a predicted model, not a curated record. Lineage: Eukaryota; Metazoa; Chordata; Mammalia; Lagomorpha; Ochotonidae. The coding region runs from base 180 to 653 and encodes 157 amino acids. Gene Ontology annotation, biological process: late endosome to vacuole transport via multivesicular body sorting pathway; protein targeting to vacuole.